This is a messenger RNA of Dentiscutata heterogama, 384 nucleotides long. The record is from the annotation of a GenBank genome assembly. NCBI's taxonomy places the organism in Eukaryota, Fungi, Glomeromycota, Glomeromycetes, Diversisporales, Gigasporaceae.
AUGAAUUCAACAAUUGUUGAAUGGGUGCCUAUUGAUCAUUUUAAAGAAUUUCAAAAGGAGGUUUUGGAUCUAUAUUUACAGCUACUUGGAUUGAUGGGUGGAUUGUUAACUGGGAUGAAAAAGCUCAAAGUUCACGCAUAUUGUUUGAUGAUUAUAAUUUUGGCAUUUAUCUUGCAAGAGGAAUUUGUAAUAGAAUAUUUUCAGCCUAUUAAACGAAGAAAUAACAAUGGAAAAACUACUGUACGAUAUCAGAUCAAGAAUUCUUCCGUUUCUCAAGUAUAUUUGUCUAAUAAUAAAAGUGAAAUUACUGAUUAUAGAGGUAUUCCCAUUCUUAAAAUAAGUUCAAUUCAGAUUUCAUUAAAAAAAAGUAGCAGGAACCAAUAG